Molecule: messenger RNA, 39528 nt
Organism: Coregonus sp. 'balchen'
Lineage: Eukaryota; Metazoa; Chordata; Actinopteri; Salmoniformes; Salmonidae
Source: the annotation of a GenBank genome assembly
AUGCAGACUACAGUCGGACAACUUCCUGAGGGAUGCAGACUACAGUCGGACAACUUCCUGAAGGAUGCAGACUACAGUCAGACAACUUCCCAUGAACUAGAUAGGGCCAAACAAUGAUGUGAAUGUCUCUAUGGGGCAGACAAUGCAGUUUCACCUCCACCAGCAGAGGGAGCCAGAGAGGACAACCUCUCCAUGACAUCACCCAUAUUAUACCUCCUCUAUCAUUAUACCUCCUCUAUCAUCAAUGACAAGUCACUGAUGGUCUUACCUGUCUCUCCCUACCAAUCCUCCAUACAGUCAUUGACCUACAGUCAUUGACCAGUGUCCAUAACUUUGACGAUUCAGCUCAAGGAAAUAGGUCAUAUAAUACAUAGUAGCCUACAUGCAGAACAGGACAGUCCAGCUUACAGUAAUCAUAUCACUAGGCAGAGCAGGCUGAGGGCAGAGCAGGCUGAGGGCAGAGCAGGCAUGAUCUCAUGGAGUUAGAUGAUGAUGUGGAUUACUAACACGACCCCUGCUCUCCAACAGGCUACAGACACACAGCUAACGACCUAACUACUGCCCCCAGAGAGAAUGGGUGUGUCCGUCCGCCCGCCCACUGUGUUAAUGGCUCCCUAUGUGUGUAUAAAUCAGCUCGACAUUUUUGUGUCAGUGUUUGAUUAAGUGCUGCUGUAACUGCUACAAUCAAUAAACUAAAUGCAUGAUCGUGUUUUGCUCUUUCACUAAAGAUGUUCCAGUAAAUAGUCUCUGUUUAGAGAUGGUAUUUGGGAGGGUUGACUCAUACGUCUUGUGCUCAGAUUCUCUGAACGUAAUCAUGGAGUUUGUCUCAGGCUAUUCUUUCAGUACUCUAAGACCAUAGAUUAUAAAACAGUUCCAUCUAUCUCUAUGUCUAAAACUCUCUCAACGUCAUUUAACGAUCAGUGAAAAACUGAUUGAAGGUGUUCAAUCAAUGAGAUGGAUGCUGUUGGAUAAAUGUUACAUUUACUCCUAGUAAAGUAUUGAGCCAUCCCACAUGCUGCAGUCGCCUCCCUGUCUCUCUGGUAUCGUAAUGCUGCUAGCCUCAGUGGAAAGCAAAUGGAAGGUGUGCCAUCAAUAAGAUGGGUGUUGUUGGAUGAGCCUUUUCACAGGCUGCAGUCCCCUCCCUGUUUCUUUGGUACUAUAAUGCUAACCACAGUCCUCACUGUAUUGACUAUUUUCUCACUGAUAAUGCUAGCCCCCACACUCCACACAUAAAUAACUAACACUACGGCGGUGAUGAGAGCUAGAGAGCCCGGGGGCCAUAACUAGUGUCUACUCUUAAUCAAUGUAAUAAAGCAUUGCUGUGUGAGUAUGCAUACAAACAUGAGGGAUGUUUUCUAAUACCAGUAUGUGCUUUAUGUUUUACACCUUCCUGUAUAUAAAGAAAAGGUAGAUGAUGCUAGAGCAGGAAGACUCAAGGCAAACCAUGUAUACAUUCAGCAGCUUGCAUGAGGCAAUGCAGAACAGAUUUUAUGCUUUUGUUAUGUUGGAACAAAAGCUUUCUUAUCUCUGGGUGGGUGAGCUAGUGACCGUUUUCACUGAGAGUUUCACAGCAUGCUAAACAGGUUUCCGGGGGAAAAUAAAACCGACACAAUGUUGAGGUCUGCUAGUGUUAUGGUGCGCCGUGCGGCGCCAAACACAGUAAAAAUAUUUAUGAAUUUACAUACAUAUUCAUACAUAUAUUUAAUGAAUAUGCAUAAUGCAGUGUAAAUAACAGUAGUGGGACUAUGUCCUAAGCCAAUGACCACCAGGCUAGGUUCCUUUGGUUUUGUUUUCUCCUCCACCAACACCCUGAAUAAACAAUGACUGAUCAGAGGUGACAUCACACGUGCUGGCCCCUCCCCUCCCUCUGUGGUGGACAGCCAGUGUCCCUAAGGACAUGUCACACCAUGCUGGCAAUGCAGGAGCUGCAAGCAUCUUCAUGCUACACCCACACACACACACACCCCGCUGUGUUUGACAGCUAACCCUUGGACAGAAGGGCUUAAGGGGGAAGCUGGUCUAGCACUGUGUCAUCACAGAGCUGCACACGCACCCUCACCAAGGCACGCGUCACGCAGACACACACACACACACUGUUGAUGCAGAAGCGUGGUGAGGAAAUGGUUUAGCGCGCGUGCUAUAGAUCAUGAUGCUAAGGAAGCUGGUGUGUAAGAAGAUCUGUGCCUGUAAGAACCUGAUGCUAUUUAUUAUAUAUUAUCUUCUUCUCUUCACGUGGUAUGUUUCUCUCUCUCCCUCUAUUCCUCUCAAACUACCUACCGACACCUCGCCCUAUAUUUUCCUCCUCUCUUUUCCCCAAUUUAUCUGCCUUUCUCAUUCUUCUCUCUCUCUCUGUCUCUCUCUCUGUCUCUCUCUGUCUCUCCCUCUCUCUCUCUCUCCUCUCUCUCUCUCUCUCUCUCUCUCUCUGUGUUAGUGGAUAUAUACUGCUUUCAUGGUAAUUACAGGUUAGCAGGCUGGUGGAGGAAUGGAGGGUUGUGAGAGGAGGAUGAGUGGGGGAAGGCUGAGCUGUGAACGGGGCGUUUCUCUCUGUGUGCCUGCCUGUUGCUUUGUUUAUGGAGAUAUUGGUCUUGUUGUCUGAAUGGUGUCUUGUUUUGGUGUCUUUCAUAAUUAUCACUAACGUUACUAUAGUGAUAGGGACACAACCUUUGAUUUGAACAGGCUUUGAUGACCUAUUUUUAUUGUAUGAAUCCCUCCUAAGAAUUUUUUUUUUUUAUCGUGUGCAGUUUGUCUUCCUUCUAAGGAGUACAUUACCGUUCUCUCACAGAGCAUUUCUGUAAAAUAAUGCUGGCUCAAGGCAUCUCUCCAGGAUCAUAUUUUCCCUUCAUUCAUAAUCCCUUGUGUGAACCGGAAAACUGGAGAGGUGACAGAACGGCUUGUAUUCAUGUAACAUUGACAAUCCAGAUUAAAUGAGCUAGCUACACCCAGCACGGCAGAUGGGUGGGUUCAGGCAUGCACUCUCUCACCCAAAACAACAGGGUCGAGCUUAGUAGGCAGGAAACAUAAGAACAAAAGUGAAACUGGAACAUACUAGGCUAGCUGUCCAAUAUAAAAUGCUUGUUUUUGUAACCAUAAGGUGUGUCCUAAUGAACAUGGUGGUCACCAAUGCAGAGAUGAAAUGACUUCAAACUGGAUUAACGCCACUCCUCUUCUCACUCCCCUGUCAGAUAAGAACUUUGAGGAUGAGGACUCUGUGGAUGGGGGCAGGUCCUCCUCCUCCGUAUCGUCCUCCAAGGCGCCCCCCAGUGGGAGGAGGACUGUAGCUCCAGCUUCUGUCCGCAGGCCCAGCUCUGCCACCGGACCCGGCAAGAUCUCUGCUAAAGAUGCUGCUGCAGGAGCAGUAGAUGAGGAGGACUUCAUCAAGGCUUUUGAAGAGGUUCCUUCUAUCCAGGUAACAUGCACAGAUAAGGGUGCUCUGUGUGUGUGUUUACAAUAUAAAUUGCCAUCAACCCCAGUCUGACUCCUGUCUCUUCACUCCUCUCCAGAUCCAUUCCAACAGAGAGAUGGAGGACAACCUCUCCAAGGUCCGGGAGGUUCUGUCUGACGACAAAAACGACUGGGAGCACCGAGUCAUCGCUGUAAGGACCGCAACCACUAAUGAUCAAUAGCUGCAUGACCAUCUCAGCACCUUGUACUGUAUAUUCUGGUGUUGAAAGUAGUAGCCUAUAAACAGUCAGAAACUACGGUUGUAGCGUAAUAGUUUGUGCUUCCUCUGUCUAGCUGAAGAAGGUGCGUUCUCUGCUCCUAGCUGGAGCGAUGGAGUAUGAUAGUUUCCCUCAGCAGCUCCGUCUACUGGAGGCCCCUCUGAAGCUUUCGGCUAAAGACCUGAGGUCUCAGGUGGUACGAGAGGCCUGCAUCACACUGGGGUAAGGACCUGCAGACACGCAAACCAGCUUUCAACCUCUCUCUUCCACUUCUAUGCUAAGUAGAGUUAGCUACACUGUUAAAACGAUCUGUUCCAAAAGCUGCUAUCUCAGACCAGUUGAGUAAGGUUGACCAGAGACAGUGGUUAGAGAUGUAGCAGCUCAUUGAAAUGCCACAGUAAAGUGGUGAUAUUAAAGGGAGGGAGGGAAGCUCCUCGUCCCACCUGGCCUAGACUGUAAAUCCAUCAACCUGAUGAUCUUUAAAUGUGUAUCUUGACUCUGUUGCACCUCAUCACUACCACAUUAGGAGCACGUCACUGACUGACAAUGAACAACUCUGAGUCUGGACAACUUGUAGGCUGCUACUACUUCUGCUCCAUAUCUACACUGAACAAAAAUAUAAACGCAACAUGUAAAGUGUUGGUCCCAUGUUUCAUUAGAUGAAAUAACAAAUCCCAGACAUUUUCCAUACACACAAAAAGCUUAUUCAUCUCGAAUUUUGGGCACAAAUUUGUUUACAUCCCUGUUAGUGAGCAUUUAAUCCUUUGUCAAGAUAAUCCAUCCACCUGACAUUACACAGGUGCACCUUGUGCUGGGGACAAUAAAAGGCCACUCUAACAUGUGCAGUUUUGUCACACAAAACAAUGCCACAGUUGUCUCAAGUUUUGAGGGAGCGUGCAAUUGGCAUGCUGACUGCAGGAAUUCCCACCAGAGCUGUUGCCAGAGAAUUGAAUGUAAAUUUCUCUACCAUAAGCCGCCUCCAACGUCGUUUUAGAGAAUUUGGCAAUACGUCAAACUGGCCUCACAACCGCAGAUCACGUGUAACCACGCAAGCCCAGGACCUCCACAUCCGGUGGGGUGCUGAGGAGUAUUUCUGUCUAUAAUAAAGCCCUUUUGUAGGGAAAAACUCAUUCUGAUUGGCUGGGCCUGGCUCCCCAGUGGAUCGGCCUGGCUCCCAAGUGGGUGGGCCUAUGCCCUCCCAGGCCCACCCAUGGCUGCGCCCAGUCAUGUGAAAUCCAUAGAUUAGGGCCUAAUUCAUUUAUUUCAAUUGACUGAUUUUCUUAUACAUUUAUGAACUGUAACUCAGCAAAAUCUUUGAAAAUGUUGCAUGUUGCAUUUAUAUAUUUGUUCAGUAUAAGUUCCAGUACAUUAGUCUAGAACAUUAAAUCAAAUGUUUGAGGAGGUUUAACAACUUUGAUUGAUAUUGAUUUGCUGUAUGUGUUCAAUCUCUCCCCUCCCCUCUUCAGAUACCUGUCCACGUUAAUGGGCAACAAGUUUGACCACUGUGCAGAGACGCUAAUGCCCACACUGCUCAACCUGGUGCCCAACAGUGCCAAGGUCAUGGCCACGUCUGGGAUGGCAGCCAUACGGCUCAUCCUCAGGGUGAGUCCUGCACACACACAAACUGUAUAUACAGUCAGUCAUAUACUGUACGUCAGAGGUUGAAUCACAUUGGAGGAGUGGGAUUCAUGCAUUAGCUACUGUAACAAACAGAAAAUAAAUAAUUUCCUGAUGUAUUUAUUACUCAGUAUGACUGAUAUCUGGUUGUGAAAUGUUAUGUGUUGUUAAGACACUGGGAGGUGUGAAAUAACCUGUAUUUGAAGACCUCUGGGACCUCCUCUUCUCUUCCAGCACACACACUACUCACGUCUCAUCCCCAUCAUCACUAGUAACUGCCUGUCCAAAUCAGUGGCCGUCAGAAGGUAAAGACACUCAAAGAUCCUUUGAAAUUUGAAAUUAUUCGGUGUGAAAAUCUGCGACCUUUUUCCUGAGGUUUCCCUUAUAAAUGUGUUAACUCUCAUGUCUUCCCUCUCCAGGCGCAGUUAUGAGUUCUUAGAGUUGUUAUUACUAGAGUGGCAGACGCACACACUGGAGAGGUAAGCACACACCCUUUCAGGAUACACUCUGCAUGCUAAUACAGGACAUAAACACUAACAACAGACUUUAGCAUGCUUUUAAACUGCUACUCUGCACAGGAUCUCAGCCAGUGUUUGUGUUUGUGUAGAGAGGGGUGGCUGCUGUACUUUAGAAUUCCCUCUCUCCUCUCCUUCUCUCUCCUCUUUUCUCCUCUUCGGCGUGUGACAUUUACCGUAAGUAGUUGGGUGUUGGCUGACUGGGCGACUGAUGAUCCCUGGUCUUUGCUAGUUAAAUUGAUGAUUCUGGAGGCCUGGGGUGAGCCAUCACCAUAAGACUCUCUACGAAGCAUCCCCUGUGGUUGCCACGACAACCCAGCAGAGAGUUUAAAAAGCAUGUCGAAAGCGUGCUAUGUGGUCACUUUCCACCCGUGGAGAAGGAGAGUGGAGGAUAGCAGAAGAGCUGUGGGAUAGUAGAGGAAGAGAGAGAGAAGAAAGGAGUGUAAACAGAAGUCUUGGGGAGGGGGGGAAAUGAGGAAGUCUGUGUGUCCUCUCCAUUGGUAUAGUUGUGGUUUCCUGGCUGCUGUACCUGAAGUGGUCUCUGUCAUGUUUCCCUACUAUCCCACCAGGCACGUGACUGUUCUGACGGAGACCAUCAAGAAAGGGAUACAUGAUGCCGACUCAGAGGCCAGAUCCGUGGCCAGAAAGUAAGUUCUGUUUUUAUGGUUGUUUAUUUGGUAAAUGAGUCUGAAUUUGUCCUCAGUAAAACAAUGAAUUGGUCUUUGCAGUUUUGUAAAAAGUAAUAUAUUGCUUUAUGAUUUCAUGACUGAUACAAGUGGAUGACAAUUUGGAAUAAAAUUACAUCUCUCUGUGUCGCUUAUUUUACUACUAGUGAUAAUUAGAACAAUUAUUAAUUCCUCUGGGCAUCGUCUCAUGUCACUUUCUCUGCUGGUGACCUAUCAGAGGCAUGUGGGUGGCAGGUAGCCUAGUGGUUAGAGCGUUGGGCCAGUAACUGAAAGUUUGCUGGUUUGAAUCCCAGAGCCGAGAAGGCUCUGGCGAUGUGCCCUUGAGCAAGGCACUUAACCCUAAUUGCUACUGUAAGUCGCUCUGGAUAAGAGUGUAUGCUAAAUGACUAAAAUGUUUUAAAAAAAUUACGUGUGCUGACAGUUCUGUUCAUGUACUGAUAGGAGGGGCUGUGACCUUCAUGUGACCUCUAACCUUCUUCUCCCCCCCCCCUCACCCAUAGGUGUUAUUGGGGUUUCCAUGGCCACUACAGCCGGGAGGCAGAGCAUCUGUUCCAGGCCCUGGAGUCGAGCUAUCAGAAGGCUCUCCAGUCUCACCUGAAAAGUUCUGACAGCAUUGUGUCCCUCCCCCAAUCAGACCGCUCAUCCUCCUCCUCUCAGGAGAGCCUCAAGUAAGAUACCCCUCCUUCUACCUCUCCCUCUAUCCCUCCCUCCUUCCCUCCAUCCCGGUUUACUUUCAUCCAUCAACCACUUCCCCCAGUCAGACGGCUCCUCUUCCUCCUCUCAGAAGAGCCUCAAGUAAGACUCCAUCCCUCCCUCCCCUCUAUUUAUCCCUUCCUCCAUAUGAUUCAGGAUGAUGUGGAUAAAGACCAUUUAUCAUUGAUUUGAAGACACCACUAAUGGAUUUGUCUUCCUCAUGGACACACUGAGGUAGAUUGAAUCGGUUGAUCCAGUUUAACGACUGGAGAGAGUGAGCUAAUCUUCCUCUAAGGAUGUUCUUUCCCCCUGCAUCAUCAUCCUCAUCAUCAGAUGGGUCUGAGCCCUGAACUGGUGUCCAGACCUUUACCUUUUAUAAUGUCUUUGGCAGUUUGAGUCACUGGUAGUUUGAAUCAUGUUUUGCCCUACACCAUCAGAGGGCUCUGAGCCCUGGCCUAUGACUUUGUUUUGUUAGUGUGAAGUACAGGGAUACUGAGCUGUUUACAAUAACUCCAUAAUGGUGUGUCCUUCUCUCUCCUCAGCCGGCCCCUGUCUGUCAAGAGUGUCAUAGGUGGCAGCAUAACAAGGGGUAAGAGUACUAGCUACUACAGUAUUAAUUUCUCAACAUGUGUUGUUUAUUUCAUGCCACCUCUUUCUAUUUGUGGGUUAUGUCAGGUCUCUCUUGCAAAUCCGAUGAUAAUUUUUUCCUCGGUGAGACUAAAUACAGACUAUUUAAAUGUAGAAUGUGUUGAUAUUUCAACCUCUCCCGUUCUCCCCGAUGGCAGGUAAGAUGGUGAGUUCCAGGGUGAACUCUAACCCAGGCGGUUCUCUCCAGCGUUCCCGUAGUGACAUCGAUGUGAAUGCCGCGGCCAGCGCCAAAUCCCGUCUGGUUAUCGUGCCCUCCGCUUCUCCCUUCAGCUCAGCCGCUGCUCUGCCCCCAGGCUCCUACGCCUCUCUAGGUAAACCCCACACACACUAGGGAUGGGCAUUUUAAAUGAUUUCAUUAUUCAAAUAAUAUCAUGAUAUUUCUUCGGAUAUCCAGAUAGUCGAAAUACAUGUCAAUGGAGACUUGCUCGUGAGAGAGCCGGUGCGCUGUGCUCUGCUUGUUUCAGCGGGUGGGGUAGGGGCGGGAGAUGAGCAGAGGCCGGUGUGUGUGUGUGACAGUCUAUGUGUGGCAUGGAGAGAGAGAGACAGAAAGUAGCCAAACUGACUCGCGCUAGUUAGACAAACUUGUUUCUGCCAUAAGUUAUCGAUCAUACCAUCGGGUAGUGCCUGUUUUCACUGCAUCAAAUCGUUAUAAAGAAGCUAGCUAGUUACAGUAGCCAGCUAAGUUAUCUAGCUAGCUAGCUAAAGUAACAAGGCUAAUUGAGGCUAAUUUGCUGCACUCCCCAUCCCAUGUCUACAACAACUCCAUUCAUAUGAAACCUGCUGGUUGGUCAUUGUAGCCUACGCUUUCUCAUUUAGCCAACUUAAUUACGUCAUGUUAAUUCCAUUUAGCAUUGAUUAGAAAUCUCCCACUUCACUUGCUACACAUAGCCUCUGACUGUAGCGCCGCUGUGAUUGACCGACAAAACAACAAGCUACACCUGUGAAACGUCUGUAGGUUACCGGUAAGUCUUUUUUAUGGGGCACACAUAAAAACUGUCAUAAAACUGUGGUUUUAUUUAAAAAAUGUAUGUAAUGGUCUAUCAUUGUAGGCUAUGUGGCAAUGUAACAUAGACACUUUUAUUUAAUUUGAGACAAAACCUUUAAAAAUGUAUAUACAUGUAGUAGUCGAAUACUAACGCCCGUUCGGAUAUUUGAAUAUUCAAAUAAACGUGUCCAUCCCUAACACACACACACACUCUACCCCUCUCCCCAGGUCCAUCUAUGCCAAGCCCGAACUACCACCAGUCAACAUUUAAAAAUGUAAUGGUCACAGGAUGUCAGUUCUGGAACAGUCAUUUCUCAAAGUCACCAUGGUGUCUUAAUUAAAUUAUUUAGAAUAAAUUAAAAUCUGAAAACCACUGGCUUUUAUGGCCUGAUUGGAGAUAUUAAUUAAUGUGAUGGUUGUUAGUAAGACAUCAUUAAGCUGUGCUCUGAAGAGAAACAAGAAACAGACAAAAAGGCCAAAAUGUGCAGAUAGACAGGCUGCAAAGUUUUGUAUGUAAACUAAUUAAACUAAACAUGAUAAAUAGCUGCCUGUAAUCACUUUAAGAUAUGACUACUGACCAUUAUAUAAAUAUUGAAGUCCAUGAUAAAUAAUGAUGAAAAACUCUCCAUAUACCCCCAAAAUGUAUGCAAUUUGAUACUGAGGCGUGCUGCAAUCCAGUUGCUGUCCCUCUGUUCUUGCCCUAACGCGUCCCUGUGGAUUUUACUGCUUACUGUCCAUUACUAAUGUGACCUCUUUCUCCCACCCACCUGUCUCUGUCUCUCCCCCUUCUCUCUCUCCCCCUCUUUCUUUCCCUCUCUCUUUCGCUCUCUUUCUCUCUCUCCAUCUUUCUAUCUCUCUCUUUCUCUCUCUCUCCAUCUUUAUAUCUCUCUCUUUCACUCUCUUUCUUUAUCUCUCCCUCUUUCUCUCUCUCUCCCUCUUUCUCACUCUCGCUCUAUUUAUCUCUCUCGGCUAACUGGUACUAAUGUCUAACUCUAUACCUCUCUUCACCCACCGCCCCCCGCUUUGCUUUAUGCCCAAAAGAUGGCACACCUGGUAAAAUUCAUACUGGUAAGAUCUGUAUGUAUGUGUUCUGCGUCUGUCGGGGACAGUCAAAAGCUCGGCUGACCCCCCCCCCCCCCCCCUCUUUUCUAUCUUGUCUACACACCAACGUACAACCUAUUUAGUGUGUUAUGUGGUCUGCAUGUUUGACCAACAUGGUAAUAAUCACUGUUGACUGACGACAGACAGGGUUAGAUAGCUAUGUGCAGUCAGCACAGCACACCAUAAAACCUCACCUCCCCCCCCACAACUUUUGUUAUCCUCCUUAUGUUGUUAUCCUUUACGUUUUGUUUAUUAGUGAUUAGCGAAGGGCAAGGACCCUGUGUUAUGUAUGUAAAGGUGAAUGUUGCAUGCAGUGAAACUCUCCCACCCUUUGGUCUCUGUCUGUGUGUAAGUGGUCCGAUUUAAGGAGUCAGAUGUUGCUGAGGUUUAGUGUUACCUGCUUCUCAAGGUUAUCCUCUACCUCUUGGUUGAAAAUGUUUAGUCCCUGGUAUAUACUUAUACUCUUAUCAUUAUCUAGAUGUCACUGAUAGACUUUAUAGACCCAAAGAAAGGGCUUUCCCUAUCCUGUUGUGUAAUGCGGUUGUUCUAGAAUCUAGUACAACACUCUCUGACUGAGUAGGACUUCGCCUAUCAAACAUCUUCCAAUGAAAAUAAGGUCACAGCUUCUGCCCACAUUCUAUCAAACAGCGUGUGUAGACUGAUAAUAAGACUCAUUAUUGGCUAAGGCAGGGUUUCCAAACUCGGUCCUGCCUCCGCCGGGUGCACAUUUUGGUUUUUGCCCUAGCAUUACACAGCUGGACUGAGUUUGGAAACCCUGUCUUAGCCAAUAAUGAGUCUUAUUAUCAGUCUACACACGCUGUGUGUAGACUGACUUUGGGAAACCCUGGGCUAAGGUGUUACUUAGCCAAGUCCCAGCUAUGGCCAAGUCCCAGCUGUUGUGGAAAGAGAAAUUCUCAAUGUGUGGUGUUUGGGAGUGCAUGUGUGUCUGUAGAUCUAAAAUUGGAGAGGUUUGGUGGAAAAAUGUAAGACUACUUGUUUGAUAACACAGUCCAAAAUUAGCAGACAUCUGAACUCCCCAAUCUCUUUCUCAGCAUCAGUCAGUGUGUUGUCCUAGCUUUUAGGAACAUUACUUGGCUGGAUUGCAAGUAUGAUAAUGCCAGUGUUCUUUUAUUUAUGAUUUUGCAAAUUAAUAUCUUACAUUGUGUAUAAUAUGCACAGUUUGACGUACUGUAAAGAAAGUUGUGUUGUCAUGAUGUUGCUAGCUGCUUUAGACAAACCUUUCUCAGAUCCAAUGCAUUUCUGAUGGAACCCUUCAGUGAGAAGGUGUUCUUUGUGUGAAUGUGUAGAAAUAUUCAGUUGUUUGUCUCUCCUUAUAUCUGUGUUUCAGAAGACUCUCUCUCCCCAUCCAGAUAUUUUGUCACUGUCUGUUUUAAAGCAGUUUCUUUCAGUUUUGUGUCGUGGUGAACUGUGGUGCACAGCUGCUUGGAUACAGUAUAAUUUGUAGUGUAGUGACUUAAACUCUCUCACUAACUCGCUGUGUGUGUUGUUGUCUACAGGUCGUGUGCGUACGAGGAGGACAAGCGCCGGCAGUGCCGUCGGAGCCAGCGCUACUGUGACUGACAGCAGGGGGCGCAGCCGAGCCAAAAUGGUAUCCCAGUCCCAGCGUGAGUACGCACACACACUGUCAGCAAAAUAACCCGAGACCAAUUUCACUCCCUCACAGCACAUGGUCUGAACUCAGGGAAGCCAGUCCACAAUGUCAUCUCCAGUCUCUCUCACUCUCAUGUAAACCCCCAGUAUGACCUUUAACCUGUCUGCUGUGAGCUCAUACUACAUCUCCAGUUUAUAUACAAGGUUCAGUUCAGUUUUUAUACUAGGUUCUCUCCAGUUUAUAUACUAGGUUCUCUCCAGUUUAUAUACUAGGUUCUCUCCAGUUUAUAUACUAGGUUCUCUUCAGUUUAUAUACUAGGUUCUCUUCAGUUUAUAUACUAGGUUCUCUUCAGUUUAUAUACUAGAUUCUCUUCAGUUUACAGUGCAUUCGGAAAGUAUUCAGAUCCCUUAUUCUAAAAUUGAUUAAAUUGUUUCCCCCCCUCAUCAAUCUACACACAAGACCCCAUAAUUACAAAGAAAAAACUAGUUUUUAGAUUUUUUUCGAAUUGAUUUAAAAUAAUAAACUGAUAUCACAUUUACAUAAGAAUUCAGACCCUUUACUCAGUACUUUGUUGAAGCACCUUUGGCAGCGAUUACAGUCUCGAGUCUUCUUGGGUAUGAUGCUACAAGCUUGGCACACCUGCAUUUGGGGAGUUUCUCCCAUUCUUCUCUGCAAAUCCUCUCGAGCUCUGUCAAGUUGGAUGGGGGUCAUCGCUGCACAGUUAUUUUCAGGUCUCUCCAGAGAUGUUCGAUUGGGUUCAAGUCCGCGCUCUGGCUGGGCCACUCAAGGACAUUCAGAGACUUGUCCCGAAGCCACUCCUGCGUUGUCUUGGUAGGGUGCUUAAGGUUGUUGUCCUGUUGGAAGGUGAACCUUCGCCCCAGUCUGAGGUCCUGAGCGAUCUGGAGCAGGUUUUCAUCAAGGAUCUUUCUGCACUUUGCGCCGUUCAUCUUUCCCUCGAUCCUGACUAGUCUCCCAGGCCCUGCCGCUGAAAAACAUCCCCACAGCAUGAUGCUUCACCAUAGGGAUGGUGCCACGUUUCUUCCAGACAUGGCGCUUGGCAUUCAGGCCAAAGAGUUCAAUCUUGGUUUCGUCAGACCAGAGAAUCUUGUUUCUCAUGGACUAAGAGUCCUUUAGGUGCCUUUUGGCAAACUCCAAGCAGGCUGUCAUUUGCCUUUUACAGAGGAGUGGCUUCCGUCUGGCCCCUCUACCAUAAAGGCCUGAAUGGUGGAGUGCUGCAGAGAUGGUUGUCCUUCUGGAAGGUUCUCCCAUCUCCACAGAGGAACUCCAGAGCUCUGUUAGUGACCAUUGGGUUAUUGGUCACCUCCCUGACCAAGGCCCUUCUCCCCUGAUUGCUCAGUUUGGCCGGGUGGCCAGCUCUAGGAAGAAUCUUGGUGGUUCCAAACUUCUUCCAUUUAAGAAUGAUGGAGGCCACUGUGUUCUUGGGGACCUUCAAUGCUGCAGACAUUUUUUGGUACCCAUCCCCAGAUCUGUGCCUCGACACAAUCCUGUCUCAGAGCUCUACGGACAAUUAUUUCGACCUCAUGGCUUGGUUUUUGCUCUGACAUGCACUGUCAACGGUGGGACCUUAUAUAGACAGGUGUGUGCCUUUCCAAAUCAUGUCCCAGGUGGGAAAGGGCAGUGUGGACUGCAAUAGAGAUUGCAUCAUCUGUGGAUCUGUUGGGGCGGUAUGCAAAUUGGAGUGGGUCUAGGGUUUCUGGGACAAUGGUGUUGAUGUGAGCCAUGACCAGCCUUUCAAAGCACUUCAUGGCUACAGACGUGAGUGCUACGGGUCGGUAGUCAUUUAGGUAGGUUAUCGUAGUGUUCUUGGGCACAGGGACUAUGGUGGUCUGCUUGAAACAUGUUGGUAUUACAGACUCAGUCAGGGACAUGUUGAAAAUGUCAGUGAAGACACUUGCCAGUUGGUCAGCGCAUGCUCGGAGUACACGUCCUAGUAAUCUGUCUGGCCCUGCGGCCUUGUGAAUGUUGACCUGUUUAAAAGUUUUACUUACAUCGGCUACAGAGAGCUUGAUCACAUAGUCAACCGGAACAGCUGAUGCUCUCAUGCAUGCUUCAGUGUUGCUUGCCUCGAAGCGAGCAUAGAAGUGAUUUAGCUUGUCUAGUAGGCUUGUGUCACUGGGCAGCUCGUGGCUGUGCUUCCCUUUGUAGUCUGUAAUAGUUUUCAAGCCCUGCUACAUCCAACGAGCAUCAGAGCCGGUGUAGUACGAUUCAAUCUUAGUCCUGUAUUGACGCUUUGCCUUUUUGAUGGCUUGUCGGAGGGCAUAGCGGGAUAUCUUAUAAGCAUCUGGGUUAGAGUCCCGAUCCUUGAAGGUGGCAGCUCUACCCUUUAGCUCAGUGCGGAUGUUGCCUAUAAUCCAUGGCUUCUGGUUGGGGUAUGUACGUACGGUCACUGUGUGGACGACGUCAUCGAUGCACUUAUUGAUGAAACCAGUGACUGAUGUAGUGUACUCCUCAAUGCUAUCGGAAGAAUCCCGGAACAUAUUCCGGUCUGUGCUAGCAAAACAGUCCUGUAGCUUAGCAUCUGCGUCAUCUGACCACUUCCUUAUUAACCGAGUCACUGGUGCUUCUUGCUUUAGUUUUUGCUUAUAAGCAGGAAUCAGGAGGAUAGAGAUAUGGUCAGAUUUGCCAAAUGGAGGGCAAGGGAGAGCUUUGUGUGUGGAGUAAAGGUGGUCUAGAGUUUUAUCAUUUAACAUGCUGGUAGAAAUUAGGGAGAACGGAUUUAAGUUUCCCUGCAUUAAAGUCCCCGGCCACUAGGAGCGCUGCCUCUGGAUGAGCGUUUUCCUGUUUACUUAUGGCCUUAUACAGCUCAUUGAGUGCAAUCUUAGGGCCUGCAUCGGUUUGUAGUGGUAAAUAGACAGCUACGAAAAAUAUAGAUAAUAAUAAUAUGCCAUUUAGCAGACGCUUUUAUCCAAAGCGACUUACAGUCAUGUGUGCAUAAAUUUUUACGUAUGGGUGGUCCUGGGGAUCGAACCCACUACCCUGGCGUUACAAGCGCCAUUGAGCUACAGAUAAACUCUCUUGGUAAAUAGUGUGGUCUACAGCUUAUCAUAAGAUACUCUACAUCAGGUGAGCAAACCUCGAGACUUCCUUAGUAUUACAUUUUAUGCACCAGCUGUUGUUUAGAAAUAUACACAGACCGCCACCCCUUGUCUUACCGGAGUCAGCCGUUCUGUCCUGCCAAUGUAGAGUAUAUCCCGCCAGCUAUGUUAUCCAUGUCGUUGUUCAGCCACGACUCGGUGAAACAUAAGAUAUUACAGUUUUUAAUGUCCCGUUGGUAGGAUAAUCGUAAUCUUAGGUUGUCUAAUGUAUUUUCAAAUGUAUGAACAUUGGCUAAUAGGAUUGAUGAAAGAGGCAGUUUACUAGCUCACUGUCAGAUCCUUACAAGGCACCCCGACCUACGUCCAUGAUAUCUCUGUCUCUUUCUCAUGCAAAUGACAGGGAUUUGGGCCUUGUCGGGUGUCUGUAGGAUAUCCUUUGUGUCCGACUUGUUGAAGAAAAAAUCUUCGUCCAAUACGCGGUGAGUAAUCGCUGUCCUGAUAUCCAGAAGCUCUUUUUGGUCAUUAGAGACAGUGGCAGAAACAUUAUGUACAGAAUAAAUUACAAAUAACGCGAAAAAACACACAUAAUAGUACAAUUGGUUAGAGGGCAGUAAAACGGGCCUUUCAAGAACCUGCUCCCACAACAGCUCAAUAGGGUUGAGAUCCGGUGACUGUGCUGGCCACUCCAUUAUAGACAGAAUACCAGCUGACUGCUUCUUCCCUAAAUAGUUAUUGCGUAGUUUGGAGCUGUGCUUUGGGUCAUUGUCCUGUUCUAGGAGGAAAUUGGCUCCAAUCAAGCGCUGUCCACAGGGUAUGGCAUGGUGUUGCAAAAUGGAGUGAAAGCCUUCCUUCGUCAAGAUCCCUUUUACCCUGUACAAAUCUCCCACUUUACCACCACCAAAGCACCCCCAGACCAUCACAUUGCCUCCACCAUGCUUGACAGAUGGCAUUAAGCACUCCUCCAGCAUCUUUUCAUUUGGUCUGCGUCUCACAAAUGUUCUUCUUUGUGAUCUGAACACCUCAAACUUCGAUUCGUCUGUCCAUAACACUUUCUUCCAAUCUUCCUCUGUCCAGUGUCUGUGUUAUUUUUCCCAUCUUAAUCUUUUCUUUGUAUUGGCCAGUCUGAGAUAUGUAUUUUUCUUUGCAACUCUGCCUAGAAGGUCAGCAUCCCGGAGUCGCCUCUUCACUGUUGUCGUUGAGACUGGUGUUUUGCAGGUACUAUUUAAUGAAGCUGCCAGUUGAGGACCUGUGAGGCGUCUGUUUCUCAAACUAGACACUAAUGUAUUUGUGCUCUUGCUCAGUUGUGCACCGGGGCCUCCCACUCCUCUUUCUAUUCUGGUUAGAGACAGUUUGCGCUGUUCUGUGAAGGGAGUAGUACACAGCGUUGUACGAGAUCUUCACUUUCUUGGCAAUUUCUCGCAUGGAAUAGCCUUCAUUUCUCAGAACAAGAAUAGACUGACGAGUUUCAGAAGAAAGUUAUUUGUUUCUGGCCAUUUUGAUUCUGUAAUCGAACCCACAAGUUGGUGAUGCUCCAGAUACUCAACUAGUCUCAAGAAGGCCAGUUUUAUUGCUUCUUUAAUCAGCACAACACUUUUCAGCUGUGCUAACAUAAUUGCAAAAGGGUUUUCUAAUGAUCAAUUAGCCUUUUAAAAUUAUAAACUUGGAUUAGCAAACACAACGUGCCAUUGGAACACAGGACUGAUGGUUGCUGAUAAUGGGCCUCUGUACGCCUAUGUAGAUAUUCCAUUAAAAAUCAGCCGUUUCCAGCUACAAUAGCCAUUUACAACAUUAACAAUGUCUACACUGUAUUUCUGAUCAAUUUGAUGUUAUUUUAAUGGACAAAAAAAUUGCUUUUCUUUCGAAAACAAGGACAUUUCUAAGUGACCCCAAACCUUUGAACGGUAGUGUAUGUAAAUAAGGUAUUUCUGUUUUUUAUUUCUUAUAAAUUUGCAAAGACUUCUAAAAACCUGUUUUCGGUUUGUCAUUAUGGGUUGUUGUGUGUAGAUUGAUGAGGAAAAACAUUUAUUUAAUCCAUUUUAGAAUAAGGCUGUGAAGUAACAAAAUUUGGAAAAAGGGAAGGGGUCUUAAUACUUUCCGAAUGCACUGUGUAUAUAUAUAUAUAUAUAUAUUUAUUGAUUUAUUUUACCUUUCAUUUAACUAGGCAAGUCAGUUAAGAACAAAUUCUUAUUUACAAUGACGGCCUACACCGGCCAAACCCGGACGACGCUGGGCCAAUUGUGCGCCGCCCUAUGGGCUAGGUUCUCUUCAGUUUAUAUACUAGGUUCUCUUCAGUUUCUCUCGUCAGUUUGUGUGAUGUUUUACCUCAUAAACUUUAACAUCCUGAAGGAACUUGGAGCCACUGUUAUUAGUGCACCCUUUCAGAAGAUGUAUGUGUGGUUUUCUCUCCCCCUCUCCCUGUGAAGCCUCGAUGAGGGGCUUCAAUUAUAUAUUUGCACGUGUAACAUGACAUGCACAGUUAACAUCUGGCCCAGUGCAUGCUGGGCUAACACUACUCCCUGUCACAUUGACCGUUUUAUUUUCACGUCCUGUUCUGCCGCUCGCUACCAUAACAACCACAGGAUCCAGAUCUGCUAACCCCACUGGCGGUGGUAAGGCCCGGACUUCAUCCAAUCAGAGUAAAGCAUCAAGUCUUUAGUCCCGCCCCUUCCUCCCUGUGCAGAUCUCUGCAUGUCAAUCAACUCAUUAUUUUAGUUUUAGACUCAUGUCAUACCAGCAUGCUCCAUUCAACUCAAGUGCCUGUAAUGGAUUAUGAUUUAUUAUUUUAGUCUCACAAGCGUUUUGAUUGGUACAUUUUGUUGUCAGUUGUUGGUUGUUGUCUAUGUCCUCUGAACUGUUGUUGUUGUUGUUGUUGUUGUUGUUGUUGUUGUUGUUGUUGUUGUUGUUGUUGUUGUUGUAAUCACUGGUUGGUUUUCCCACAGCCCAGUUAGACCCUGGAUUCAACCAAUCUUGUUUGUCCUGCAACUGUUUAUUAGCUGUUUGUAUGUCCCUCCCUAUCUAUCUCAUCAAAGCUGAAAUCCAAUAUCUAUGUUAUCCACCUAGUAGGAUAGAUAGAGAAUGUCAUUGGUCCUAUUACCUCAAGUGUUGGUUAGACAUUCUGUGAAUUAUUCCCCUCCGAAUCACCAAGUCACUGUAAACACACAGAGAUAUGUGCUCAGUUGGUAAGAGUGUGGCACUAGUAAAGCCAAGGUUGUAGGUUCAAUUCCUACUGGAAUCACAUGCACAUUAUGCACUCACUUUACUGUAAGUCGCUUUAGAUAAAAGUGUCUGCUAAGUGUUGUAUAUUAUUAUUUUAUUACUACAAUAAAAGCAACAUAUGCCAUUAGAAACAUUUAAGUAAUUAAAUAUUCCUCCAGAAAGAGGGAGGUAGAAUAUGAGCGAAUUCAGCUUUGAGCAGUGACAGAACCUUCCCAGCAUGCCAUGGAGAGGUGCGUCGCUCCGCUCGCUGUGACCCAUCGUGUCUGAAAGGGUGUGUCAUUUCACACUCUGCCUGUGACUCCUGUGUGUUGUCCUUCCUGCAGCUGGCAGUCGCUCCAGUUCCCCUGGGAAGCUGCUGGGCCACUCGUCUGGGUACGGGAGGAUCAGCAGGCCCCCCUCAGCCUCCAGCACCCCUGUAGACAAGAGGAGCAAGGUCCCCCGCAGCCAGGGCUGCAGUAGAGAUUCCUCUCCCAGCCGACUGGGACUAGGUAAGGGACAUUUACAUGAUGUAACAAUUUCAGCAUCGUGCAAGUAAACACAACAUAAAUCAUGUAUUCACUCUAUACUAGGAAAAAUAGAUUUGCCAUUUGCUAGCAACGCACAUAGUAACUAAGUAACUGCCUAAAUAAACAGUGUAUUGUACAGUAUCACCUACACACUGGAUACACAUACAUAACAGACAGCAUAUGUAUGCUGAUAAAUAGAAUACCACACACAUGCUGUCGAGGGCCAUGUGUCAAAACAUGACGGUGAUAUGCCCAACAUUGUCAUUGUGCACUCCUAUCUAUCUAGUGAAAACCUUAUCUAUACUGUACACCAAGUGUGUCCUUUGAAGCUCAGAUACACUAUCUUGGUUUUCCCGGUCAUAAACACAAAACAAAGAAACACAAUAAACACAAAAGAUAAGCCUUGAAAGCAAGGAACCCGCAUAGUAAUGUUAUGAAGGACCAAUGGACCCUUUGAACUCAAAGGGGGCGGCAGGUAGCUUUAGGGUUAAGAGUGUUGGGCCAGUAACCGUAAGUUUGCUGGUUCAAAUCGCUGAGCCGACUAGGUGAAAAAUCUGUCGACGUGCCCUUGAGCAAGGCACUCUGCAUAAGAGCAUCUGCUAAAUGACUAAAAUGUAAAUGUUAAAUACUGAAUGGCAAAAUACUGAAUAACAAAAUACUGAAUGCGAAAAGGCGCAAGGCCCCUUGUAAAGGAGAGUGAAUGGUAUGAGCCUGUCUCUCAGGGUUAGCAGCUAAGUAGAACUCACUGUUUUAGGAAGUGUCUCUCAUCUUGGUCAUAUUUGUUAGCGUCACAUCUUCCAGGCAUGUCCCAUCAUUGGGGUGGUGCCUCCUCUUUCAGGAAAUGUGGAUGAGCCUCUGUAGGUCUAGCUGUCAUCAGCAGCCCAGCUUAUGUCCUUCCUUAGAUUCAGUCUGAGUCACUGGCCCUGUCCUAUUGCUUUGAUUGAUUGGUCGGUGUAUUUCAUCGACCAACCAGCUCCCCACAUCUUGGCUUGUUAUCAGUGUUCUGUCUGAGGUCACCCUCUUUGUCUGUCUGUCAGUCUGUUGUGAACAACACCGUCAUCCCUGAAUUGGGAAGGCCGCCUUUUUUACAUCUGUCCAUGGAUGAGAUUUAAACAUUAUGGAUUCACGAAAUUGACAAUUACACGUUGCAAUGUUUUAAAGUUUGUACGUUUGUCUUCUUCUUAGUCAUGUUUAGUUCAUAUAUUUUAUUAGAACAUAUAAUAACUGAAUAUAACAGUUUGUCUUUAAUUUUCUUUGGUGUUUCUACCAUAUCUUUAUUUUUAUACCUUAUUUUAAAUCUUUUUUUUAUUUUUUAUUUUUCUGUUUUUAUUUUGUGUGUUAACUCUGUAUAUCUGUUGUAAGCUAAGGUCAUAACAAUCAUCUUGUCACUGACAACCUAAUCCUUGUCAUGAAAUAACAAAAACAUUUAAAAAACGGACUUGCGCUAACUUAUGUUUGUAAAAUGUAAUCUGAUGUCCAGCAGACUCCAACCCACCACCACGCCCCAGAGACCUCCUACCCCACUCUUCUCCCAGUCCCCAUCCCCAGCCCCACCCCAGGCCUCACCUCACACCCCAAACCUGUGUUAUACUGUCCUACUGACAGCCAGGCUGUGUGAUAAAGCUCUUGUUCCUGGUACUCCUCUCUCGUCCUACCACGCUAGCGAGGAGCCGUAUCCCCCGGCCCAGCAUGAGUCAGGGCUGCAGCAGGGAAACCUCUAGGGAAAGCAGCAGAGACACCAGCCCUGCUCGGGCCUUCAAGCCUCUUGGUGAGUACCACGACCAACCGGACACCAGGAGGCCUCCUGGAAGCAGCAAGGCCCACUAGUACACACUCCUCUAGACCCCUACUCUCUGUCCCAGCCUCCCUGUACACCCCAGGAUGUCUAGAUAGAAGAUCCACCUCUAGAACUAAGGGGUAUAGACCUCUUCUUUUGCCUACUCUGAUCUACUCUACAUGCACUAACCCUCUCAAAGGUUCUGGAACAUAAUCGCUGCACUGUCUUUGUCUGUCUUGUUGGGAAUGCUCCGUGUUGUGCUAUAUUAGUAUGUUUUUGUGUCUUUGUAUUUGUUAUAUAAUGACCAGCUAAAUGGAAAGAUCACAAAAAUCUCUGGAUGUUCUAGGAUUCUGUUUUUGGUCCAAUGAUUUAUGUACUAUAAAUGAUUUGGCACAUCUCAUAAUAAAUCUACAUCAAGAGGCAGAGAAAAAAGGCAGUGACUACAGUAAACAUUGUACUGUAUGUCAUCGUAUUCAAUGUCCAUAGCUGACCUGCUUCUCAGCUCUUUCCUGUGCUGCUGCCACAUCACAGGAAAUGACAAAACUUUGUCACUGCUUUGACAUGGGGGACAAACAAAAAUGAACAAAAGAGGGACAAAGUGGGAUGCAUGAGGGAUACCCGCCCCUCCCACCCAUACGUAAAAAUGUAUACACACAUGACUGUAAGUCGCUUUGGAUAAAAGCGUCUGCUAAAUGGCAUAUUAUUUAUAUUAUGUGGUUGGUCAUAAUCCUAGUGGAUUAAUGCAGCUAGGCGCUGAGCCUGAGUCAGCUACAGAAGAUGAUACCUGUCGCGUUUGUGUCACUAAUGCCCCGGGUGUCAUCUACCCCUCCUGUCCCUUGCAGCCUCCCGACGUACUUCCCGCUCUACCAGCGCCCUAUCUACGGCUGACCCCCACGGCCAGUCAGGUGACCUGCAUGCCCCUCCCCAUCCCCAUAUUAGCGAUUAUGCCAGCAUGAGUCCGUACAUGUUGCUUUGAGGGCUGUGCCCACCCUGCCACAAGAGGCAACAUUUCUUUCAAACUUUUGUUUGAGUUUUGAAGCUUGUAAUGGUAUUUUCUUUUCUUUGAGGAGGAGAUCUAUAAGCGUGCUGCUUUGUCAUAGUAUGUGUUGUGGCCAUCUGCUUCAAUAUAAUGUUUUGUGAUUUUAUUUGAAAAAGCUUGUGUUACUGUGUAAUCGUAAUGCCUGUCCCCAUGUAUGAUUUUCUCCUUGUUAGUGACUUUUUUGACAUUGUAUGAUGUAUUUGUACUUCAGUGUAUUGAGUAUCUCAUGAGUUUUUCAUUUCCCCGUCUACAAGUGUCAGUAGGUUUCUUUUCUCUUCAUUUUUCACGAGGUGUUUCAAAUGAGCACUAAUCAUUCUCUAGUGAUUUCUGUUGGUGUCUUCAUCUUUAUUUCAGCAAUCAUUUUUUACAUAUCACUCAAGAUUUUUGUUUUUGUUUCCAGCUUUUUUGUGUUUUUUAGUUUCAAGCUUUUUGGUGUAUGGUCUGUAAACCCCAUCAUAUUGCCUUUUUGUCUCCCUAGAGCAAGAUCCCAUUGACUUUCUCCUGUGUUACUCCACUCACUUCUCCUCUGUUACUCCACCCCCCCAGAUCGGUUUGGUUUGAUCCACCAGGACCGCAUCUCUGCCUCAGUAAACGCCAUGAAAGUCCUCAACACUGGCACUGAGGUCGAGGCUGCUGUGGCUGAUGCACUGGUAAGUCACCAAUCAACUCUUACCAGCUGUCAGUUCUGAAGACAUCACGACAGUUUGACUUACGAUAGAGUGACAGCAAGUCAGUCCCUCAUUAAGGCAUGCUAGUUAAUGGCUGAGGACUUGAUGUGGAAGCCAUAUGCGUUUGUAAGUCAGUGUUUAGAUGUUUACAGUGGGCCCUCCUAAAAACUAAUGAAUUCCAGGGGUUUUGCCUUUGUCAGAAAAGAAAACUGCAUUGAGUAGUAAAAUGUAAUGAGAUGAAAUCAAGCCUCUGUUUGUGUAUCUCAAGAAGAAAGACUCUGGCUGAAAGUAAGUCAACAUUGUUACUGUGUAGAGAAAUUAAUUAAAACAUGUCUUAUCUUAUUGCCAAGCAGGACUGCAGUCAUAAUAUUUUCCCUUCUUGACACCCUUUAAAAUAUCUGUCUUUCCUCUUUUCUCCUUGGUUGCCUGUAACUUCAGCUAUUAGGAGACUCCAGAAAUAAGGUAGUUGUCCAAUUUGUGUACCGUUUGUUUAUUCAUUCUAUUCACUAAUCAACAAAAAUGCAAAGUAUAAUCACUAAAUGUUGCUAUUUGGCAAAAAGCAAUUACUGGCAUAUUUAGUUUAUUAUUCAAUAAAAUAUUAUUAACAAUAGGCAUUCUUAUAACAUAAUUUAAUAAUCUCAUAAAAUCAAGAGUUGGAACAAAUUGCAUGGCUACCUCAUUCAUUGUGAAUGGCAAACGCAUAGAAGUUGUGCAUCGUAGCGUAGCCCAUUAAAUCCUACUUCCUGGCUGAGUUUGAGUGACCAGAGUUCUAGCCUGCCUGUCCCACUUCUCUUCUGGUCCUAUGAACUAUGACCUCACCAUUACCCAUCCCUCCCCAUUCUCUCCCAACAGAGGAAGCCUAUAAGGCGGCGGUAUGAGUCUCCAGGUAUCUAUUCUGACGACGAUGCUAACAGCGAUGCGUCCAGCGCUUGCUCGGAGCGCUCGUACGGGUCCAGGAACGGAGGUAUGUGGUCCUGUGUUACUCAGUUGGUAAGAACAUGGCGCUAGCAACACAAGGGUAGUGGGUUCGAAUCCCACUAGAUUCACAUAGACUAAAAUGUAUGCACUUGGAUAAAAGCAUAUUCUGAAUGGUAUACAUUACCGUUCAAAAGUUUUCGAAUGAAAAGCAAUUUUUUUGUCCAUUAAGAUAACAUCAAAUUUAUCAGAAAUACAGUGUAGACAUUGUUAAUGUUGUAAAUGGCUAUUGUAGCUGGAAACGGCUGAUUUUUUUAUGGAAUAUCUUCAUAGGCAUACAGAGGCCCAUUAUCAGCAACCAUCAGUCCUGUGUUCCAAUGGCAUGUUGUUGCUAAUCUAAGUUUAUCAUUUUAAAAGGCUAAUUGAUCAUUAGAAAACCCUUUUGCAAUUAUGUUAGCACAGCUGAAAACAGUUGUGCUGAUUAAAGAAGCAAUAAAACUGGCCUUCUUGAGACUAGUUGAGUAUCUGGAGCAUCAGCAAUUGUGGGUUCGAUUACAGGAUCAAAAUGGCCAGAAACAAAUAACUUUCUUCUGAAACUCGUCAGUCUAUUCUUGUUCUGAGAAAUGAAGGCUAUUCCAUGCGAGAAAUUGCCAAGAAAGUGAAGAUCUCGUACAACGCUUGGUACUAGUCCCUUCACAGAACUGCGCAAACUGCCUCUAACCAGAAUAGAAAGAGGAGUGGGAGGCCCCGGUGCACAACUGAGCAAGAGGACAAACACAUUAGAGUGUCUAGUUUGAGAAACAGGCGCCUCACAGGUCCUCAACUGGCAGCUUCAUUAAAUAGUACCCGCAAAACACCAGUCUCAACGUCAACAGUGAAGAGGCGACCCCGGGUUGCUGACCUUCUAGGCAGAGUUGCAAAGAAAAAGCCAUAUCUCAGACUGCCCAUCUUAAUCUUUUCUUUUUAUUGGCCGGUCUGAGAUAUGGCUUUUUCUUUGCAACUCUUAUUAUUGCUUCUUCUAAUCAGCACAACAGUUUUCAGCUGUGCUAACAUAAUUGCAAAAGGUUUUCUAAUAAUCAAUUAGCCUUUUAAAAUGAUAAACUUGGAUUAGCAAACACAAUGUGCCAUUGGAACACAGGACUGAUGGUUGCUGAUAAUGGGCCUCUGUACGCCUAUGUAGAUAUUCCAUUACAAAUCAGCCAUUUCCAGCUACAAUAGCCAGUUACAACAUUAACAAUGUCUAUACCGUAUUUCUGAUCAAUUUGAUGUUAUUUUGAUGGACAAAACAAUUGCUUUUCUUUCGAAAACAAGGACAUUUCUAAGUGACCCCAAACUUUUGAACGGUAGUGUAUAUAUUAUUAUCAUUAUUAUCUAGGUAUCCCUCACUACCUGCGUCAAACGGAGGAUGUGGCGGAGGUGCUAAACCACUGUGCCAGCUCAAACUGGUCAGAGAGGAAGGAGGGGCUGCUGGGUCUGCAGAAUCUACUCAAGAACCAAAGAAUACUCAGGUGGGUCCGGGGCCAGGGGGUCAUGUCGUUGUAUGUGUCUUCCUGCUGUAACUAUGCUGAUCUGCUCCUAACGCUGUCAUGUAUAGUUCACUAAGCAUUAUAAAGGCCCCUUGAUGUCUUUUUGGGUGGCAUUGGAGAUAGUAGAAUUGGGGUUGUUUAGGAUGUUGUGCCAGCUGUGGAUAGGGUUUGAAGUAGUCUUGAUUAUUUUGCAUAUAUUAUGAUAAUUUCCUUUUUUCAAUUGUUCAACUUUGAAAGAGGAGAGCCUGUCAAGGAGAUUCCAGCAGGGCGAUUCUUUUCAUAGCGUUCCUUAAUUGAGGGAGAAAUGACUGAUCACGAGGAGCCUGCAGGUGUAAAGCCGCCCGUCAGGUGGUGAAGUGGAAGAUGAGUUUCAGACGAGUUAGUUUGUGAGACAAGGACAUUUGUCUGCCUGCUUUCCCUGUGAGGCCAGCAGCAUUGUGUCUCCUGAAGGAGCUGCUUUAAAUCAAGCCUCUCUGACAUCUAUUAGUGAUGUCUGCCUGUGUUUACUAAUGUCUGCCGGUGGAUGCUGCUUUGUGUGUUGCAGCCGAGUGGAGCUGAAGAGACUAUGUGAGAUCUUCAGCAGGAUGUUUGCAGAUCCACACAGCAAGGUAGGUGACAGGAUGUUCACCUGUGUUUGAAAGUUUCAUAUCAAUACAUUGAUAAACUCACUCAUAACUUUUACUUUUGACAUUCAAAAACCCAUUGCUUUGCAGUGAUUUGUCUGAAAACUAAUUGAGUGUUUUGUUGCAUGGUCUGCUUUGGUGUGGAUGUUAACAACAGAGAGUAAGUGUGUGUUUUUAUUCUUUAAAUAUUAUAGUGUACAGACACCUAUUGCCUGUGUUGUUACUUUUAUAAAGGGGCUAUGUUGUCAGGUGUUGAUGGUAGCGUUUUGUGUGUGUCCCUCAGGUGUUUAGUAUGUUUCUGGAGACUCUGUUGGACUUUAUCUUGGUGCACAAAGAAGACCUGCAGGACUGGCUGUUUGUCCUGCUCACCCAGCUACUGAAGAAGAUGGGAGCUGACCUGCUGGGGUCUGUCCAGGCCAAGGUCCAGAAGGCUCUGGACAUCACCAGGUAUUGACCUCUAAAUCCCCCCUCCGAUAACAUCUCUAACCAUUUUCAUACUAUGCCGACCCAAACCAAACUGUGCUUGCUUGGAUAUUUUAUUUUUACACUAUUUUUCAGCACUGUUCCAGCACCUGGGGGAUUCUCAUGAAACCAGUUUUAAAAUGUCUAUAGCAAAAUUAGUUACAAAACCAUUAUCAACUAUCAUUCUGAGGACUAAGAUGUCUCGUUUUUGGGAAAGUGUCUCAUUUUAAAUACAUUUUACAUUUUAGCCUGAAUUUUGUACAUUUUCACACCAAAUUCAGAUUCUCGGGUCAUUUUAUUAACAACAUUAUUUAGAAAAACCAAACUUAUUUGAAUAAAACACAAAAUACUGUAUGUUGCUGUAGUUUGUCAUAAAUCAUAAAAAUUGUAUAUUUACAUUCAACUAUAAUAUUUAUUACGUACAAACACAGUGUCUGAUGUGGACAUGUCUCAUUACCGUAAAACAUUUUCAAGUUCCUGUAAAAACUCCAAGAAUUGUUUUAAUAAAGUUUUAUUCACCCAUGAUGCAUCAUCUAGAGGAGUAGUCCUUAGUUAAAUGUAUUCGCUUAUAUGCCUUCAGAAUGAGGUUCUUAUUCUCAAACACCUCUUUUAACCCAUUUGGCCUUCUCAUUACGGAAACGGCUAAAGAGUUUAAAUUGAGAAAGUCUUAUUAUUAUUAUAUUUGUAUAAUUUAUUUUGAGAAAAAAUAUAUAUCUGUGUUAUGUUUAACUCAGGACUUUUCAUUAGGUGAGCAAUGUAUCAAAUAUUAUAAAUAUUGAUUUGUUUAUUACUUUUUUGGACAUCGAAAACUGUUACGUAAUGACCAUUUUGUGAAAAUGUUGGUAAAAUGCAUAAUAUCUGAUCAAGAAACAUAAUUAUGAAAUAGAUAAGUACAGAUCCUAAUUUUAGUGAUUCAAGAGGACAUUUUCAAAAAAUGACACUUGAGAAUUGUUUGUUUUUUUGGACAGUUUCAUGAGAAUUACCCAACUAUGGUGGAUGUAUAAUCAGGCCACCUCAGUAGAGUUUGAUUUGACCCUGCUCGGUGUGUGAAACACCUUUUGAGAGUUAUGUAGCUCAUUUCAUACACUAACUGUUACUGUUUUCUGUUUUGUUCUCCUUAGGGAGUCUUUUCCGUUUGAUCAGCAGUUCAACAUCCUGAUGAGGUUCAUUGUUGACCAGACACAGACACCCAACCUCAAGGUACAGUAUGCAGAGAAUGUCACCUAGCUAGAUGAUUCUCUGUUUGUUUUAGGGAUUGGUUUUGUGUCUAAGAGUUUAUGAUUUCAAAUACCAGUAGACACAGUACAAUGGUGAUAUUGUCAAACAUUUUAAAAGUAAACUUGCUAAAUGCCUGUGUGAAUCAUAUAGCAUAACACACUGUGAAUCAUGAAGCUAAACCAUGUGUGAAUCAUGAAGCUAAACCAUGUGUAUCACGCAGGUGAAGGUGGCCAUCCUGAAGUACAUAGAGUCACUGGCAAAACAGAUGGAUCCUACAGACUUUGUCAACUCCAGUGAAACCCGACUGGCUGUAUCUCGCAUCAUUACCUGGACCACAGAGCCCAAGAGCUCCGACGUCAGGAAGGUACAGUGCCUAUAGAAAGUCUAUACCCUCUUGAACUUUUUUCACAUUUUACAAAGUGGGAUUGAACUAGAUUGAAAUGUAAUUUUUGUCAUUGAUCUACACAAAAUACUCCAUAAUGUCAAAGUUAAAAGAAAAUUCGACACAUUUUUACAAAUUAAUUCUAAUUAAAUAACUAAAAUAUAGUUGUUGCAUAAGUAUUCACCCACUUCGUUUAGGCAAGCCUAAAUUAGUUCAGAAGUAAAAUGUUGCUUAACAAAUCACAUGCUAAGUUAUAUGGACUCACUCUGUGUGAAAUAAUAGGGAUUGACAAGAUUUUUGAAUGACUACCCUUUCCUCUGUCCCCCAUACAUACAACAUCUGUAAGGUCCCUCAGUCAAGGAUUUGAGUGAAAAUAUUCCAAAAUAUGUUAAUGUAUGAAACAAUGCAGUAAAGUAAUACACUUUUUGGCCUAAAUGCAAAGCCUUAUGUUUGUGGCAAAUCCAACACAUCACAGAGUAACUGCCUCCUUAUUUUCAAGCAUGGUGGUGGCUGCAUCAUGGUAUGGGUAUGCUUGACAUUGGCAAGGACUAGGGAGUUUUUUUAGGAUAAAAAGAAAUGGAAUAGAGCUAGGCACAGGCAAAAUCCUAGAGAAAAACCUGGUUCAGUCUGCUUUACACCAAACACUGGGAGAGGAAUACAUCAGACACUGGGAGACGAAUUCAUCUUUCAGCAGGUCAAUAACCUAAAGCACAAAACCAAAUUUACACUGGAGUUGCUUACCAAGAAGACAGUGAAUGUUCCUGAGUUACAGUUUUGACAUAAAUCUGCUUGGAAAUCUAUGGCAAGACUUGAAAAUCGCUGUCUAGCCAUGAUCCCCAACAACUUGACAGAGCUUGAAGAAUUUUGAAAAGAAUAAUAGGCAAAUAUUGCACAAUACAGGUGUGCAAAGCUCUUAUGAGACUUUCCCAAGAAGACUAACAGCUGUAAUCGCUGCCAAAGGUGUUUCUAACAUGUAUUGACUUAGUGUUUUAUUUGUCAUUAAUCCAAAAAUAUAUAUAUAUAUACGUUUUCACUUUGACAUUACAGAGUAUUUUGUGUAGAUUGUUGACAGAAAAUUGAAAUUAAAUCCAAAGGGGGUGUAGACGUUCUAUAGGCACUGUAUGUCUCAGUGGGAAGUAGGAACUACUAGUUAUGGCGUAGUCCCUAGGGUCUGCUCAAUAAGUACCAUCUGAAUAACAAGCUUUCUAGGCAGAAAGCAAUGAUUAUACUGCAAUGCUAAUAGUACAGGAGCUAGAUUACUUCCUGAACUGAAUUCAGCAUUACUUUUUUUGAGGGGAUUGAUUCGCUUUGAUUAAGUAAUUUGUUGUUAAAUCUUAGCAAAACUCAGAAACCAUCUUUUAGAGGAAAUGCAUUCAAUAGUUUUAAAAUGUUAUCCAUAUUAAGAUCUAGUUAUGUAGCUAUCGAGCCACUGGGUUUUACGUAAUUUGAAUUACUACAGAUUUUAUGUUGGCAAUGAAGCCAUGUGCCACCAGAAAUGACCUUGUGAUAAGACUCUGCUAUCUCCCUGUUCUGUGGCAGGACAUGUGUUCACUCUUGGGUUGUUUGUUUUUCUACCACUGCUAGUUCCAAAUUAAGUCCUCAACUAGUUUUUAACACAGGAUGUACCUUACGCUGUAGGGUAUUAAAAACAGGUAGACUAAAAAUAAUCUUUAAAGGAAUAAAACAUCCUGCUUUUUAUUGUUUUAUAAUAGAAACAAACUUUAUAUACCUGACCUGCAUCCCACAGGAGGACUCUGCUAACAGCUAUAACCAUGUCUAGGUUUAUAGUAGUGUACUACUAUAAACAUCUGCUUUCCUUUGUUCAAUACCCAUAAUUCUACCCCCCUGCCACUGUGCCCCAGACCCUUCAUAACUGGGUGGUGGAGGAGCUAUCAGGCAGGUCCACUACUGCAGCCUUACUGUCCCAGCAGGCCGGGGAGGGGCAACUGGAAGAAUGGUGUAAGCAGGUAGUGCCUCAUCAACCAAUCACUGUCCACUGCCAAGCACGCCCUGCCCGCCGAGCUGCACCGACGCCUAGCUGCCUCAGAGUGUGAAAUUAUCUCAAGUGUGGCCUUGCCUUUUUUACCUCACCUUCACGCUCUAGCACUUUCUGCUGCUUGCUCUAACCUACAGUAGCUAUGCCUUGUGAAUUUGAUUCUGGAUAAAUGGGCAGGUUUGAAAGUAAAACAGCUGUUGUUGGCCAACAGAACACUACUACAACACUACACAGAAUUUAUGUCAUUAGGUCUCAGGAGUAUGUGAAUGGAUUGUUACUUUGUUUGUUCGAAGUUCUACCGACCGAUGUCAUCACUGAAUAACGAUGUGUGAACUUUCCCCUGUUCUGUUCUGUUUUGAACCACAUUAACAGCCUCUACAUAUGCAUGCUGACAUGGUCAUUUCUAGUAGAAAGAAUGACUUUCAUUAUUUAAGAUUGUAUUGUAUUUAUUAAGGAAAUGUCUCAGUCCUUGUUAUAAGCAAUGUCUGACCUUCUAGAAAUGGGUACUUCUGAAUUUAAUAUUUUGUUUUUAAAGCAUGAUGUCACUCACCACAAACUUAUAAUUGACUAUAUUACAGCAGAAGUUGCAAAAACGUGUUUGAUAAUGUGAUCAACUGUGAUUUGAGAGUUUUGGACUGUUUCUCUGUACUAUUUUAUUCAGUAUAACACUAAUAGACACAGCAGGUUCACUGUGUACAUCCAAGUCUCUCCACUGGUAUGGUUAGCUGACAUAUUCCUUUUAGCACCUAGAGGAGCAAAGGGCUUCCCUGUAAGAAUAAAUACAUCCACUAUUGACUAUAUGUCCCUGUUCCCCCUCUCUGCCCCCCAGGCAGCCCAUAACCCACUAUUGACUAUGUCCCUGUUCCCCCUCUCUGCCCCCCAGGCAGCCCAUAACCCACUAUUGACUACUGUAUGUCCCACUGCCCCCCAGGCGGCCCAGGUUGUGCUGAUCUCUCUGUUUGAGCUGAACACCCCAGAGUUCACCAUGCUGCUGGGAGCCCUGCCCAAGACCUUCCAGGACGGGGCCACCAAGCUGCUCCAGAAUCACCUGAAGAACUCCAGCAACACCAGCAGCGUGGUAAAUGAAUACAACCGGGGAUAAAAGGGAGGGGGAUCUGUUUACGCUAGCAGCCUUAUCAAUUUGGUGAGGUGAUUAGUAAUAUUUUAUUUUUGGUGUAGACUAGUUCAUUCACUAGUAUGUGAUCCAAUGGUUUCAUUCCAUUUGGUCAUGAUCUUCGAUAAAAGUAUGUUUUCUAAUUUAUAAACCUGUUUGUCUCUUUCUUUCUCAGAGUUCUCCCAGCAACGCUAUUGGGCGGACCACAAGCCGCCACACCCCUAGCCGGACCAGCCCCCUCACUUCCCCGACCAACUGCUCCCAUGGGGGGUUGUCUCCCAGGUACGUACAUCCUCUCUCUGACCUCCAUCUACAGGUGCCAUUUUGUCUCCUAAUGCAUGGCUAAACCACAGACCGCUGCUUGACUGACUGAAGGCUUGUUCUCCUUCACCAUUCAUUCUAAUACUCUACUCGUAUUGAUGCAUGCCAACCUCUGAUCUCUAACCUCAACUCAGACUAUAGUUAUUUAUUACCUAGAACUGAGCUGGGAGAGGGGAGGCGGGGAGAGGAAGGGUCCUUAUCUUCUGAGGUCGCUUCUAUCUUCUCUUCGCAGUCGCAUGCUUCUCGUUCUUCGAGAUUUCGAUUCUCUUUCGCUGCGAUUCUCGCGCUCUAAGAGCUGAGAAUGAAGUCUAUUGCUGUUCUGCUGUAUUGUUCUACCUAUUCUCUUCUCUUCUUCUCUCUAUUCUAUUAUUCUUCAUUCUAUCUCUUCUUUCUCUCUCCUUCUUUCUCUCUCUUCUUCUCUUCUCUUCUCUUCUCUUUCUAUCUUCUCUUCUCUUCUCUUCUCUUCUCUUCUCUCUGUGUGUGUGGUCCCUUGUGGUGUUGCUCCCCCCCUGCCCCGUUCUCUCCUCCUCCGUCCGUCCGUCCUUUCCUCGUGGCCGUGCUGUGGCCACAGUCGGUUGUGGGGUGGGUGUUGGAGUGGCGAUGGGCUAUCUAAGCACCCCCCUCCCCCUCAUCCUCCUCCGCCUCACUCCACCCCCGCAGGCCCCGCCCUCAGGGUCCUCCGCAGAGCGUACUCUCCCAGGUAACACACCUAUGGGCGGGGCCUCAGUUCCCCAGGAGGGGCAGGACAGGAAGUGACACGUCGUCCUUCUGUUGUCCUCCCAAUAUUUCCUCGACCAAUAAGGAUUGGGAAUCUUUUCAGAACAUUUUCCAGUCUCUUUUUGCGCUAUGUUCUCAGGGGCUGUAUCCCAUAAAAGUGACAAAUUGGGUAUUGAGAACACCAUCAUCUAUGGUCAGAGCCGUGCCCAAAAUACAUCUUUACCUAUCUGUGUGAAGAUCAUCUACUUAGCUUGCAGAAGCAAUAAAUAUAACCCCUUGCAUGGUGUCAGACUGAAACGGUAAGUGUCCUUGUAAGUGUAUUCAUCUGUGUGUGGCUUUGCUGUUUGUGUGUCUGCUGUCCUGAGGGACACUGUAUAGAAAGCCUCUCUUCCUGUCCUGUCUCCUCAGUAUGUUGGAGUAUGACACAGAGAACAUGAACUCUGAUGAGAUCUACAGCUCCCUGCGAGGGGUCACAGAGGCCAUCCAGAGCUUCAGCUACCGCAGCCAGGAGGACCUCAACGAGCUGAGAGGGAAGAGGGACGAUGCUGUGAGUCCCAACCUCUACAUUGGAAGCGUCCUCUCUCCUCGCUGCUUCUCAAAAUCCAUUGGAGGAUACAUCCAACGUCCCACCCCUUAUCCUCUAAUGUAUUUUGAGAAAGAGGCAAAGAGAGAGGACAAACAAAUUGGGAAAGAGCCCAGGGCCCAUAUCCACAAAGCAUCUGAGUAGAAGUGCUGAUCUAGGAUCUGUCCAUAUAAUCUUAUUCAUUAUGAUCUACAAGGCAAAACUGAUCCUAGAUAAGCACUCGUACUCUGAGAUGCUUUGUGGAUACGGGACCUGGACUUUGUGUUGUGUCCUGUAUACCUCCCUGGUUCACAGGAGGUUGGUGCCACCUUAAUUGGGGAGGACAGGCUCGUCGUAAUGGCUGGAGUGGAAUGGUAUCAAAUUCCAUUUGCGCCGUUCCAGCCAUUAUUAUGAGCCAUCCUCCCCUCAGCAGUCUCCACUGCCCUGGUUGUCAUAGCCAUUUCCACAUCUGAGACUAACUGUGUUCUCUCUCUCUUCCCAGGCGGGACGGGAAGGUGUUGCGCCCUCCCCAGGCUCUGAUGCCCGUCUGGGGUUGGAUGUGGUGGAGGGUGGGCGGACGGCCCUAGAUAACAAGACCUCCCUUCUCAACACCCCGUCUCCCCGCUCCUUCUCUGGGCCGCGAGCCAGAGAUUUUGCCCCCUACGGAUACGGAGACACCAUCACCUCAUCCUACGACAAGAGUGCCCUGAAGGAGGCCGUGUUUGAUGACGACGUGGAGCAGUUUAGAGACUGUGAGUCACCUUUGACCUCUGCUUCAACCUUGACCCUGUGACUCCACCUCCAUGUUGACCACCUUUGAUACAUCCUGUGAUGUCAUGACAUGAUGGUGUGACUUCUUCAGGUUUGGGCAACACAAAGAAAGAAUAGAUUUGGUCCAUUCUAGUGUUACAUGUUGGCUGAAACCAGAGUGAUGGAAUUGGGAAUAGGAUAGCCCUUUAUCUGCAGUGAAAAGUGAGUCUGCUGGCUAUAGUCAGUGAGUCUGAUUGUUUCCUCCCUCCUUUCCCCCUUCUUCCCUCCUCUACAGGCCGUCGGCAGGAUGGCAGUGGGGAAAACAAGAUGGUGCUGCCUAAGGGAUUUGCUCCUGGUAGAGACCCACAACUCUAUGACUGUUGUUUUUGUUUUCUAAAGUUUUUCAAUGGUGUUUCCAUUUCCCUGUCACUUUUCUGUUGUUGUUGGUACAUGGGGAUACUAGCUAGCUAGUUAGGGCUGAGAGUUACAUGAUCCGUACCACUCACCCAGUCUUUUCCUCUAUCCUCUCCUCAGGUUCCCAGGACCACUCGGACCUGGUUGCAGACCUGCUGAAGGAACUGUCUAAUCACAAUGAACGCGUGGAGGAGCGUAAGGGGGCGUUGGUGGAGCUCCUGAAGAUCACCCGGGAGGACAGCCUGGCCGUGUGGGACGAACACUUCAAGACCAUCCUCCUCCUGCUCCUGGAGACACUGGGGGAUAAAGACGUAGGGAUCCUUUACUUUACUAGUUUUGACAUGACAGACAGACUGCAGCUAGUUGGAAGGUUUUACUUGCAAUGAUGGUGAUUAUUAUCGUGACAAUAAUAAUAAUAAUAAUAAUAAGACUGCAUACCCAACUACCACAUUGAUUCUUUGUUUAGCUGCAAACUUAAAACUCUCUAAGGCUGAAAGAUAUGGGGUUUGGUGAGGGUGUGUGGUGCAUGUCUGUGAGCAAGAAGGCAUGUAUGUUUUGUAGUGGUUUGUAAUGGCAGCUCGUUUCCCCCCCAUGUAGCACACAAUCCGUGCCCUGGCACUGAGGGUACUGAAGGAGAUACUGCGGAACCAGCCGGCCCGCUUCAAGAACUACGCUGAACUCACCAUCAUGAAGACCCUGGAGGCACACAAAGACUCCCACAAGGAGGUGCAACUCCUUAUAUUUAUAUUCCCUGGUGUCCCCCAAGGCUCGGUACUAGGUCCUCUCCAGUUCUGUCCUGUUCUCUCUGUAUACGAAGUCCAUUCUUGCUUCUGUCAUAUCUUCCACAUAGUCUCUCUUAUCACUGCUACACCCAGAGCAGUUCUCUGUCAUCAAACCCAUGAUAUAUCACCUCCACUUUCCCCCUGUAGGUGGUAAGAGCAGCGGAGGAGUCUGCCUCCACCCUGGCCGGCUCCAUCCACCCAGAGCAGUGUAUCAAGGUGCUGUGUCCCAUCGUCCAGACGGCUGACUACCCCAUCAACCUGGCUGCCAUCAAGAUGCAGACCAAAGUGAUAGAACGCAUCACCAAGGAGUCCCUGCACCAGCUGCUGCCUGACAUCAUACCAGGACUACUGCAGGUGAGAAUCUGGUCCUGUUUCGCAUUAUGUGAGUGUUUGGUAAGAGUGUGGUGCUACGCUGGUUACAGGAACCCACUGGGCACAAACUAGUUGAAUCAAAGUUGUUUCCACGUCAUUUCAAAUAUAUUUUUUAAUGUGGUGAAGUUUAAUCAAACAUUGGAUUUGCAAAAGUAAUCAACGUACAAGAAUUUCAGGAUUUUUUUGUAUUUCUUUCACCAAACUUUUAACCUAAAUCCAAUGACAUGGUUACAUUUUUUUGUUUAUUUCUAUUUGAAUUCACUUCAGUUGGCAACUCAAAUGUAAAUCCAAACUAGAUAAAUGAAGACAUCUGUGCCUAGUAGGAAGGUUGUGGGUUCAAUUUCUACAUGGAUUACUUACAUAUUCAUACGGAAUGUAUAAUGGUUAUAGACUAUGGGGAUAUUGUCUAUUUGAAUGCAGCUGCCACUGUAUUGAAGCCAUUAGACACAGUUUAUCAUAGCACACUAUGCAUUAUUAUGGACGAUAGGUUCAGUACACAUCACUGCAUAGGUUCAGUACACAUCACUGCAUAGGUUCAGUACACAUCACUGCAUAGGUUCAGUACACACCACUGCAUAGGUUCAGUACACACCACUGCAUAGGUUCAGUACACACCACUGCAUAGGUUCAGUACACAUCACUGCAUAGGUUCAGUACACACCACUGCAUAGGUUCAGUACACACCACUGCAUAGGUUCAGUACACAUCACUGCAUAGGUUCAGUACACACCACUGCAUAGGUUCAGUACACACCACUGCAUAGGUUCAGUACACAUCACUGCAUAGGUUCAGUACACACCACUGCAUAGGUUCAGUACACAUCACUGCAUUCUGUAUCAGAAAGUAGGCUGGCCCUCUUUGAAGUCUCGUAGAGCGAUUCUUUGCACUAUUUUUGUUUAUGAAGCCCUCCUGCAUAAACCUCCGCCGUAACUUACUUCACUGGUAACUUACAGACGUAUGAGAUACCAGACCCAGUCUCAGGGAUGGCUAGUUAGGUAAAUCUGCUUUUAGUUUUUUUUGUUGCACCUUACUUGUGGAAUGCUCUCUAAAGUUGGAUGAAUUGGUGACUCUAGGGCAAUUCAAAAGGCUGAUUCAGAAUGUGUUUGUUUUCUAUGCUGUGAUGUGCUUUUCGUCUAUUGGUGUUUUUGUUUUAUAUAUUGUUGAUGUAUAUAUUGAUGUGUAUGUUGAUGUGUAUAGUGAUGAUAUUAAUGUGUAAUAUGAUGUUAUUGAUGUGCAUUGAUAUGUAUAGUGAUGUGUAUAGUUUAUAGUGAUGUGUAAAUUGAUGUGUAUAGUGAUGAUAUGUCACGAUCGUCGGUAAGAGAGGAGGAACAAGGCGCAGCGUGGAAUGCGAACAUAUUUAUUUUUAUAAAGUAUCACACGAACAAAACGAAAACGUGACGUCCCUGGUUACAUACACAAACCAACACGGAACAAGAAACCACACCAAAUGAAUGCCUAACGGCUACUUAAGUAUGGCUCCCAAUAAGAGACAACGAGCUACAGCCGUCUCUGAUUGGGAGCCACCCUGGCCAACAUAGAAAUACAACAACUAGAACAAACACAAAAGAAAACUCACACCCUGGCUCAACAUACUAGAGUCCCCAGAGCCAGGGCGUGACAGUACCCCCCCCCUAAAGGCGCGGACUCCGACCGCGCCAACCAAAUACCACAGGGGAGGGACCGGGUGGGCACUCCGCCUUGGCGGCGGAUCCGGCUCCGGGCAUGAUCCCCACUCCCUCUCUAACCCCCCAAAGUACCCCUGGUCCGGUCUGGCCCUGCUGACCGGAGCUGGACUGCACACUGGUGGAGCGGAUUGCUCUAGCUCCGGCGUGAAGCAGCUGACCCGUGCUGAACCAGGCACCGGUGGAACAGGCACGGGCUGUGCCGGACUGACGACGCACACCACUGGCUUGGUGUGGGGAGCAGGAACGGGCCGGACCGGGCUGACGAAGCGCACCACUGACUUGGUGCGGGGAGCAGGAACGGGCCGAGCCGGGCUGACGAAGCGCACCACUGACUUGGUGCGGGGAGCAGGAGCGGGCAGAGCUGGGCUGACGAAACGCACCACUGACUUGGUGCGGGGAGCAGGAGCGGGCCGAGCCGGGCUGACGAAGCGCACCACUGACUUGGUGCGGGGAGCAGGAGCGGGCCGAGCUGGGCUGACGAAACGCACCAUUGGCUUGGUGCGGGGAGCAGGAACAGGCCGGGCCGGGCUGGCGACGCGCACCAUUGGCUUGGUGCGGGGAGCAGGAACAGGCCGGACCGGGCUGACGACGCGCACCAUUGGCUUGGUGCGGGGAGCAGGGACGGGCCGAACCGGGCUGGCGACGCACACCACAGGCUCGGUGCGAGGGACAGGAACAGGCCGGACCGUACUGGGGACACACACCACUGGCCCUACGCGGGGAUCAGGAACGGGCCGGACCGGACUGGUAACACACCCCAGUACCUCUCGCCGUGCCUCUACACUCUCCUCCCCUUUAGUGACCAGUGGCCCCCGUAACCUGGCGGCCUCCUCUACUAACCGCUCCAUCGCGGCCCCCUGCUGCCACGUCGUCCACGGCGUGAGCCCCCCCUAAAAAUGUUCUGGCCGUCUCUCCUACCCGUGGACCAGGUCUCCAUGUCCCUCGCCAGACUUUCGCCCUUCUGCUUCCAAGUCCGGCCCUUCUCUUCCUCACCCGGCUUGACCCAGUCGAGGAGGCGAAGGAGAUCUGCUAGAGAUCUCCCUGGCGAUGGCUCCUGGACACGCUGCUUGGUCCAGUCUUGGUGGUUUCUUCUGUCACAAUCGUCGGGAACAGAGGAGGACCAAGGCGCAGCGUGGAAUGCGAACAUAUUUAUUUUUAUAAAGUAUCACACGAACAAAACGAAAACGUGACGUCCCUGGUUACAUACACAAACCAACACGGAACAAGAAACCACACCAAAUGAAUGCCUAACGGCUACUUAAGUAUGGCUCCCAAUCAGAGACAACGAGCUACAGCCGUCUCUGAUUGGGAGCCACCCUGGCCAACAUAGAAAUACAACAACUAGAACAAACACAAAAGAUAACUCACACCCUGGCUCAACAUACUAGAGUCCCCAGAGCCAGGGCAUGACAUGAUAUUGAUGUGUAUAGUGAUGUUUAUAGUGAUGUGUAUUGUGAUGUUAUUGAUGAGCAUUGAUCUGUAUACAAGGCUCAUCUGUGAAAGAGACCUUGGUCUCAGCAUGACUCUCUGUUAAAAUAAAGGUUAAAUAAAAAAACAUGUAAUUUGCAUAAGUUGCUUUUGAUAGGAGUGCUUAGUGGCAUUUAUUAUGUUAUUAUAUAGAAUGCAGGACUAGUGAAGGGGCCAUUGCGGGGGGGGGAAAUGGAAACGUUCUUGUUAGUAUCUGCACCAUAUUGGUUCAUAUUUGGACAGUGGGAAACUGUUUGUUUGCCUUAUUUGUUCCUGGAAAUGUUUCUCUAGGUGUGGAGUUGUGAAUGGAGUGGUGAACAGAUGGCUAAUGUCUCAAUCAUAUUACGACUGCACAGUAAACUAAGUGUUUCUCUGUAGGUGUGGAGUUGUGUUACCAAACAUCCUUGGUAGUUUCUAGGCCUACACCGUGUUUGUUAAUGUUCAUAUUUUGACAGUGAGAACUGUUUGCCUUAUUUUUUACCUGGAAAUGUUUGCCUGUACUCUGCCCCUGAACACACCUCUGCCACUCCUCCCACGUUCCCAAUGACCUGUUGUUCUAUGUGUGCGCGUUCGCGAGUGUGUUCGCUGCUAGCUGAUUCAGUGUGUGUGUGUGCUUGUUUCUCCGUGUGUGUUUCUCCUGCUGGCAGCCAGUCCAGUGAUAGUCUGUAUGUCUGUUCCCAGGGUUAUGACAACACAGAGAGUAGUGUUCGCAAGGCCAGCGUGUUCUGUCUGGUGGCCAUCUACUCCGUGAUUGGAGAAGAGCUCAAACCACACCUGCAGCUACUCACGGGCAGCAAGGUACUCUACCCACAACUGUCAUGUGCUCGCUCUGCAUCUCAAAGUCCUCACACACACACACACAAUACACCACACACACACACACACACACACACACACACACACCUGUCCCCCAAACACAACCCCCUAAUCGGUUUUCCAUGUUUUUAUUUAGCCUCUGGUUUUGACUGGUUUGGUCUGUGGUGUGUGGUUGAGAUGUACAGUAAGGGUCAUUUUUGCCCUACUUUCCCUCGGCGGCCUGUGUGGCCAUGCAUAAGGGGGCACUGGAGUCCAUCAGGGAAAUAUUCAUUAGGGCACACUGUAGCAAAACGUUGUGCAACAGAAAACGAAAAUCUUAUUGGACAAGUUCAGGUAGUACUUCCUCGUUUCGGCCUGUUUUCUUCCGUUUAGUUCCUAUUUGACCUAGAUAGUUUGUGUGUAUUGAUUUGUAGGCUACGUGUGCAUUUUUUUAUGUCGUUCUGUCCUCGAGCUGUUCUUGUCUAUUAAUGUUCUGUAUUAUUUCAUGUUUUGUGUGGACCCCAGGAAGAGUAGCUGCUGCCUUCGCAACAGCUAAUGGGGAUCCUAAUAAAAUUCCAAAUACCAAAUAUGAACACGAUCCAGGGGUGAAUCCCCCCCCCCCCCCCCCCCCCCCCUCCCCCUAUUCCUAGUUUCUGACAGGCAUGCCAGGCAGUGAGAGAAAGGGAGUGAGAGUGAGUGUGCUGGCUGGAUUGAGCCUGUUGCACAAUGACCUUGGCUGGGUUGAGAAAGCAGCAGGGUCACGGAGCAUUGGCUCUGAGGUUCAUCGCUAAGGCAACAGCGUAGUUAGUUAGCAUUUACACCUUAUUAGAGGACUCUGGACCCUCACGACAUUCUAAGCGGAGCCAUGCCCAAAGCCUAAUCCUAGAGCAACGGUAGUAUGUAGACUAUAACACACAUUUCCCUUAGCAAGCACUACUCUAAUCAGGCAUGUCAUUCCACUGGAUGACAUAGCUAGCUCAGUUUAAAACAAUUCUCACCAACAUGAACUUACAAAAUGAUUACCCAUUCAUUAGUAGAUUUCAACGUUGAAACAAUGUUGUCCUCAUUUCUGUGAGGAAAUACGCAAUUGGCACAAUGAGCUAAAUGUUUUGGCAAAUUAACAAUACUCAGGUCACUCUGUCUGUCACGCUACGCCAGCCGUUCCCCCGUCACCUCAGUACCGCCACAGCUUUCUGUCAUCUGAUUGGUCUAGACCAGGGUUGGGGUAAAUUCAAUUUUGAGUCCUGUGUCGCUCAGUUGGUAGAGCAUGGCGCUUGCAACGCCAGGGUUGUGGGUUCGAUUCCCAUAGGGGACCAGUACGUAAAAGUACGAAAAAUGUAUGCAAUACUGUAAGUCGCUCUGGAUAAAAGCGUCUGCUAAGUGACUCAAAUGUAAUGUAGAUGUUAAUUCAGGAAGCAAACUGAAAAUCCUGAUAUUGGAAUUUCAGUUUACUUACAAAUUGGCUGAAUUUAAAUGGAAUUGACCCCAACCCUGGUCGGGAACGGUAUCAUUGUAACCUUUUACGUCAUGAUCACAACAAUGCAAAACUGUUCUUCUUGCAGAUGAAGCUGCUGAACUUGUACAUCAAGAGGGCUCAGACAACCAACAGCAACAGCAGCAGUUCCUCGGAUGUCUCCUCACACAGCUAG